Choloepus didactylus (southern two-toed sloth) is the source of this 2236-nucleotide messenger RNA. RefSeq names its product zinc finger protein 835 (gene ZNF835). The record is from RefSeq and is a predicted model, not a curated record. Bases 283 to 1884 code for a protein of 533 amino acids. The transcript has 3 exons. NCBI's taxonomy places the organism in Eukaryota, Metazoa, Chordata, Mammalia, Pilosa, Megalonychidae.
UGGGGCCUGUCAGCGGCGGCGGUCACACCGGCCUGGGCGCCUCGAAAGUGCGCGCCGCCGGGGGACCCGCCUAGAUGAAUCUGAGCCACUUCCUCCGGGUUCGUCGGGAGCCGCCGAGGCCUUCCUUGCUGGUCCUGGGACGCGAGGGCGACGACGCCGACCAGACCUGUUGAGGGUCCGUGCCCCGAGCAGGGCGCCCAGCCUGAGCCACAGGGCAGCCCCUCCCCUCCGAGACCAGAGGAGCACAAGAUGUGAGCUCCAGGCAGCAGCUCAGAAGCAGGGAUGGAAAGAGGCGUGAGUGAUGCUCUCCAAGACCCAGAGUUGGGGGAACCCCGGAAACAGGAGGGUCCGUUGAAGCCCCAGCAGGAAAAGCAGGAACGCUGUUUGAAGCAAGAGGCGGUGGCCGGCAGCGAAGACCCUGCUGUCCAGGGGCCCGGUGAACUUGGCGGGAUCCUGAGAACCAGUGCCCCCAGCGCCACCAAGCCCCAGAGAUGCGGGGGCGCCCCAGGAAAGAGCACGAAGCUGAAGACUCUGAGCCCCGACGGGGAGGAGAAGGCGGCCGACGGCCCGAGGAAGCCGUGGAAGUGCGAGGAUUGUGGGAAGGCCUUCAGCUACUGCUCGGCGUUCGCCUUACACCAGAGGGUGCACACCGGCGAGAGGCCGUUCGCGUGCGGCGAGUGCGGCAAGGCCUUCAGCCAGAGCGUGCACCUGACGCUCCACCAGCGCACGCACACGGGCGAGAAGCCGUACGCGUGUGAUGAGUGCGGGAAGGCCUUCAGCCAGGGCUCCUACCUCGUGUCCCACUGGCGCACGCACACGGGCGAGAAGCCCCACGCGUGCCCCGAGUGCGGCAAGGCCUUCACGCGCGUCACGCACCUGACCCAGCACCGGCGCAUCCACACGGGUGAGAAGCCGUACGCGUGCGGCCAGUGCGGGAAGGCCUUCCGCAACCGCUCGUCGCUGGUGGAGCACCAGCGCAUCCACACGGGCGAGAAGCCCUACGAGUGCGCGGCCUGCGCCAAGGCCUUCCGCUUCUCCUCGGCGCUCAUCCGCCACCAGCGCACGCACACGGCCGAGCGCCCCUACCGCUGCGGCGCCUGUGCCAAGGCCUUCUCCCAGGUGGCGCACCUGGCGCAGCACCGGCGCACGCACUCGGGCGAGAAGCCCUACAGGUGCGCCGAGUGCGGCGCCACCUUCAGCCAGAGCGCGUCGCUGGCCGAGCACCGGCGCAUCCACACCGGCGAGAGGCCCUACGCGUGCGGGGACUGCGGCAAGGCCUUCACGCAGGUGUCGCACCUGGGCCAGCACCGGCGCACGCACACCGGCGAGCGGCCCUACGCGUGCGCGCAGUGCGGCAAGGCCUUCAGCAACCGCUCGCACCUGGCGCAGCACCACCUGGCGCACAGCGGCGCGCGGCCCUACGCCUGCGGCCAGUGCGGCGCCGCCUUCGGCCACGUGUCGUCGCUGCUCGAGCACCAGAAGCUGCACACCGGGGAGCGGCCCUACCGCUGCGGGCAGUGCGGCAAGGCCUUCAGCCAGCGCUCGGCCCUCGCGCUGCACCGGCGCACGCACACCGGCGAGAAGCCCUACGCGUGCCCGCGCUGCGGCAAGGCCUUCAGCAACCGCGCCUACCUGAUCCAGCACCACAUCGUCCACACCGGCGAGAAGCCCUACGAGUGCGGCAGCUGCGGCAAGGCCUUCAGCUUCUCCUCGGCCCUCAUCCGCCACCAGAGGACACACGCCCAGGAGAAGGCACGGGCGCGGGGCGCGGCUGGGGACGCUUGUGCCCGGACUCCGCACCCGAGCUCCCGCAGGGAGGAGGAGCCCGGCGAUAGGGCUGACCCGGCCAAAACCGCCGCUGAGCAGCCGAAGGAGGAGAGAUGACGUUCAGGGGGGACCUCCGGGACGCCCCCUCUCCAACAUCACAACGCCGUGUUAGGGGAUGAUGGGGGACGCUCUAUCAUCCUCGGGUUACCAGUGAGGAAACCAAGGCUCAGAGACGCACCGUAACUUGCCCAGAGUCACACAGCGAGGAAGUCCCAGGGCCAGGCCUGGGUCUCCACUCUGAACUGCUCCCCUCCACUGCCCACCUGGCCCAAAAUUUUAAAUGUGAUACGAACAAGUGGAUCGAGAGAAAUAUCGGUGGAUCUCUUGCUUGUCUGUUAGUUGUUGAUUUUAUGAUUAAGAAGGCACUUGUUUGAUCAAUUUAAUUAAAUAAAUGAUACGGCUCCUUUGA